Messenger RNA from Haliotis rufescens (red abalone), 3430 nucleotides. Its product is annotated as methyltransferase-like protein 17, mitochondrial. The transcript is spliced from 15 exons. Gene Ontology annotation, cellular component: mitochondrial small ribosomal subunit. Lineage: Eukaryota; Metazoa; Mollusca; Gastropoda; Lepetellida; Haliotidae. The record is from RefSeq and is a predicted model, not a curated record. Gene Ontology annotation, molecular function: methyltransferase activity; structural constituent of ribosome. Bases 45 to 1733 code for a protein of 562 amino acids. Gene Ontology annotation, biological process: translation.
UUGACCAAUGGAAGUAUUCAUCAAAAGUGGUGCGAGCCUACAAAAUGGCCGCGUCCAUGAGAAUGAAAACACAAGCAUGCUGCUUGUAUCGUAUACCGUCAUUACUGACACGCGAAGCAUCAAAAUCACAUUUAAGGAGCUGUUCCUCAAAAGUUAAACAAGCACGGCACAUCAAACCUGGAGAGUGUUGUGUGGAUCCGGAUGUUGCUAAACCUAUGACAAAGGGUGGCAUUAGUUUCAAAACUCACCCUGGGAUAAUGACUCUGAGGCCAGUCAAGAUGCCAGAGAAGCUGAGCACCACCAUCAAGAAAGUUAUUGACACCUUUCCUGUACAGAACCUGAACAAGCGGAGUGAAAAGCUGAACAACUACCUGCACUCCCGACAUCCCCCAACAGAGCAAGACACUCUCACUCGACUGGCCCAGGAAAUACAAAAUAACAUUAAAGAAAAGGAUAAAGUUGACACCUCCACCAUGUCCCCCGAGGAACAGAAGCAGUAUGAGAAGAAGAUCAGUCUCCAGGUCUUGAAGAGGCUUCGCUAUACCCAGUACCACUGGGUGCCCCUCAAAUUUGAUGCCCCUACAUGUAUGACAUAUCUGUACAGUCGGAUGGCACACAACUACAGCGUCAUGAUGAAGUGUUUUACUGAGAUAUCUCGGAGAGAUCCUGAGUACAGCCCUAAAUCCAUGUUUGACUUUGGUUCUGGCCUGGCUUCCUCCGUCUGGGCUGGAAACAGAGUGUGGGGACCGAACAUUUAUGAAUACUAUUGCGUCGACCCAUCCCAAGAUAUGAACACAUUGGCCAGACUUCUGUUGCAAGGAGGUGAAGAGAAGAAAGACAUGACAAUCAGUGGCGUGUAUUUCCGUCAGUUCCUGCCAUCUCAAAAACAGAACUCCUUCAACAUCGUGACCAGCUCCUACACUCUGCUGGAACUCCCCAGUCGAGAGAAGAGACUCGAGACUCUACUGUCCCUGUGGCAGAUGACCGACGAUUUCCUGGUACUUGUGGAAAAUGGCAGUAAGGCAGGUUUUCAAUUGAUCGACGAGGCUAAAGAGUAUCUGCUUCAAUUUUCUGAAGAACAUGAUGAACUAGAGGGUCAUGUUUUUGCACCUUGUCCCCACGAGAAGGCAUGUCCCAAACUGGCAGAAAGAAACAGCCCCUGCAUGUUUGGUGUCACCUACAAGCCCCUCGACAUGUCACCACAAGGUACUGAAGCUAAGCAGACGUCAAGAUACAGCUAUGUGAUCCUGAGGAAAGGCAAGAGGAAGCACGAUGCAGCAUGGCCUCGUGUGAUCCAGGAAGUUGUCCGGGCAUCCAAGCAUGUCCACUGUCACCUGUGCUGGCCGGAUGGCAAACUCAGCCACGAUAUCCUCACCGCCAGGAAACAUGGAAAGGACGUGUACAGCUGUGUGCGAGCCUCCAACUGGGGAGACCUGUUUCCUAUCCACCUGAAGGACGGCAGCACCGGUGACACCUGUGACACCGACACAAACCCCGGCGGUGGUGACACAGACGGUAUGGAAGGAGAGACUGCAGAUGUGUGCGACGACUCCAGUGCCAAACCGGGGAUUGUUGAUUCUGGAAGCUAUUCUGAGGACAGGCUUCAGAAUGUGACUUUAAACAAGUGCAGUGAGACAUUCGUGUCUGAAUCCUGGAGGGAGACGGUGAGGACAGAGACAACAAGGAAGCCCACGUGGAGGGUGCCUGUCAGACUGUUCUCAUCACCAACAUAGCGUUGUAUAUCUCGAGGAUGCCUACGUGGAGGGUGCCUGUCAGACUGUUCUCAUCACCAACAUAGCGUUGUAUAUCUCGAGGAUGCCUACGUGGAGGGUGCCUGUCAGACUGUUCUCAUCACCAACAUAGCGUUGUAUAUCCCGAGGAUGCCCACGUGGAGGGUGCCUGUCAGACUGUUCUCAUCACCAACAUAGCGUUGUAUAUCCCGAGGAUGCCCACGUGGAGGGUGCCUGUCAGACUGUUCUCAUCACCAACAUAGCGUUGUAUAUCCCGAGGAUGCCUACGUGGAGGGUGCCUGUCAGACUGUUCUCAUCACCAACAUAGCGUUGUAUAUCUCGAGGAUGCCUACGUGGAGGGUGCCUGUCAGACUGUUCUCAUCACCAACAUAGCGUUGUAUAUCUCGAGGAUGCCUACGUGGAGGGUGCCUGUUAGACUGUUCUCAUCACCAACAUAGCGUUGUAUAUCUCGAGGAUGCCUACGUGGAGGGCGCCUGUCAGACUGUUCUCAUCACCAACAUAGCGUUGUAUACCCCGAGGAUGCCUACGUGGAGGGUGCCUGUCAGACUGUUCUCAUCACCAACAUAGUGUUGUAUACCCCGAGGAUGUCCUAAAAGGAAAUGGUCAAACAUGGUGCUAAUCAACGACAUUAUUGUGAUCAUUAUGCAAGCCCCAUUGAUCUGGGUACAACCGGACACAGUGCUUGUUAUUGUAUUUGAUGGAAAUGGGUGAUAAGCGAGGUUGCGUCCUACAAGUAUCAGUUCACGCUAGUGUCUGGUGGCCUCCUGUGAGAAAAGACUUGCUGUCAUCAGUAGAGGCUGAACAGAUAUGUCAUCCUACCCAAGGUCAUUCAUCAGUACUAGUGCUGCAUCCAAUGCUUGUCUUCUCCAGUUCUGGUGAAAGACUAACUUACCAUUAUGGUAUUGCUGUCAUAUGAUAAACUUUGUGUGAUUGGUCGACCAGUGUGAUAUAACUGUAUGAUUGGUCGACCAGUGUGAUAUAACUGUAUGAUUGGUAGACCAGUGUGAUAUAACUGUAUGAUUGGUAGACCAGUGUGAUAUGACUGUAACAUUGGUAGACCAAUGCGAAAUACGGUAACUAUAUUUGGUAGAUCAGCGUGAUACAGCUGUAUCAGUGGUAGUCCAGUGUGAUAGAACUGUAUCAUUGGUAGACCAGUGUGAUAGAACUGUAUCAGUGGUAGUCCAGUGUGAUAGAACUGUAUCAUUGGUAGACCAGUGUGAUAGAACUGUAUCAUUGGUAGUCCAGUGUGAUAGAACUGCAUCAUUGGUAGACCAGUGUGAUAAAGCUGUAAAAUUAGCAGAUUGUUGUGAUUUACCUACAGGUCUAGUCGCCGACACAAAAGGCCAUUCACUGAUACAUAGAAUAAGAAGGGAAGUUUGCCCUUGCUGGUUAGUGCUGUUGGAUAGUGCUUCAUUGUGGCUACGGAUGAUUUGUAGAAUAUAUAAUCCAGAAUGUAUCAGACACUUCCUGUGAAUACAAUGUAGUGGUGUUGUCGACGGAUUGGUUGGUUUCAGUGUCCAACUGAACAGGAAUGAUCCAGGCCCAGUUGUGAAAGGAAACCUGGUGUGCCAGAAACAUGUUAUCAUGAGUUUGAAUCCCAGAUUUGCCCUGGUCAUUUGUAGUUAUGUCCACCAUACCCAAGCUUGUGGUCUUCACCAAGUGAUAAACAUCAAAGACUU